Pogona vitticeps (central bearded dragon) is the source of this 3760-nucleotide messenger RNA. NCBI's taxonomy places the organism in Eukaryota, Metazoa, Chordata, Lepidosauria, Squamata, Agamidae. The record is from RefSeq and is a predicted model, not a curated record.
AUGGAGCAAACAGUCUUCUGUUGGGAAGCCCACGAAGCAUCUCAUCACCAACAGCAAGCAGCGCAGAACAGUUUGCUGCCUCUCCUGAGCUCAGCUGUCGAGCCCCCUGACCAGAAACCAAUUUUACCCUUGCCAAUAACACAGAAACCUCAGCCCCCUGCAGAAACACUAAAAGAUGCCAUUGUCGGGAUUAAAAAGGAGAAACCGAAAACCUCCUUUGUGUGUACGUACUGCAGCAAGGCCUUUAGGGACAGCUAUCAUUUGAGGCGCCACGAAUCCUGCCACACCGGGAUAAAACUAGUGUCACGGCCAAAGAAAGCUCCCGCCACAAUGGUACCCUUAAUCUCCACCAUUGCGGGUGACAACAGUCGGACAUCGCUGGUUUCAACUAUCGCCGGCAUCCUGUCCACCGUCACUACGUCUUCCUCUGCUACCAAUCCAAGCAGCAGCGCUGGUGCCACAGCCAUGCCAGUGACGCAGACCGUGAAGAAGCCCAGCAAGCCUGUCAAAAAGAACCACGCCUGCGAGAUGUGCGGGAAGGCCUUCCGCGAUGUCUACCACCUCAACAGGCACAAGCUGUCCCACUCGGACGAGAAACCCUUCGAGUGCCCAAUUUGCAACCAGCGUUUCAAAAGGAAAGACCGCAUGACCUAUCACGUGAGGUCUCAUGAGGGUGGCAUCACCAAACCCUACACCUGUGGUGUUUGUGGAAAAGGCUUUUCGAGACCUGAUCACUUAAGCUGUCAUGUCAAACAUGUCCACUCCACAGAGAGGCCCUUCAAAUGCCAAACUUGUACAGCUGCCUUUGCCACCAAAGACAGACUGAGGACACAUAUGGUGCGCCAUGAAGGAAAAGUGUCAUGCAAUAUCUGUGGUAAACUUCUGAGUGCAGCGUAUAUUACAAGUCACUUAAAGACUCAUGGGCAGAGCCAAAGUAUCAACUGUAAUACCUGUAAACAAGGCAUCAACAAAAAAUUUGGAUUUUUCAAGCAAGAAAAUCUACACCUCCCUGCUUGCUGGAAAGCAUGCAUGAAUGAAGAAAGCAACAAUCAGAAGCAGCAGCAGCAACAACAGCAGCAGCAGCAGCAACAGCAGCAGCAGCAACAACCUCAACAGCAUGUCACAAACUGGCCUGGAAAGCAGGUAGAGACCCUGAGAUUAUGGGAAGAAGCUGUCAAAGCAAGGAAGAAAGAAAGUCAACAGACUCUGAGGCCAACUUCAGUCAAGCAAGAAUGUCAGUACAACUUUGAGAAGGCUAUAGAGUACGUACCAUUCGAAGCUGCUAACUUAUGCCAGACCUCUACUUCAGCCACUACACCGGUGACUCUCUCUACUCCCUUCAAUAUCACCUCCUCAGUGGCAUCCGGGACAAUCACCAACCCAGUCACAGUGGCUGCUGCGAUGAAUAUGAGAAGUCCCGUCAAUGUCUCCAGCGCAGUUAACAUCUCCAGUCCAAUGAGCCUUGGCCAUCCGGUCACUAUCACCAGUCCGUUGUCUAUGACCUCUCCGUUAACGCUCACCACCCCUGUCAAUUUACCAACUCCAGUAACCGCUCCAGUGAACAUAGCACAUCCAGUCACCAUAACUUCUCCCAUGAACCUCCCGACACCAAUGACGUUAGCUGGCCCAUUAAAUAUUGCAAUGAGACCUGUGGAGAGCAUGCCCUUCCUUCCCCAGGCCUUGCCAACCUCUCCCCCUUGGUAGAAACAAAGCAAAACAGAAAACCUCAUGGCAGUAUUAAAAGAAAAAAAGAAAAAGGAAUGAAAAGCAGGUCCUUACCAGCAGUUAUAUAUAUAUAUUUUUGGUUCGUUGUUUUCGUUUUGUUUAUUUUUAGUUAACAGUAAUGAAACCAGGACUAAUUUCAGCUGGGGCAAGAAUCGUGCGCCAGUCUAAAAAAAUUAUUUUUUAAAAAAAGCUAUCCAAAGUGUCCCUGUUAGUUAGCUGGCUGUCGUUUUUUUUCACUGGGUCACUUAGUUUCCUGUUAGCUGGCAGUGAUGUCAAAAGGAGCAGGUUAGAGCUCUAUACAGAGACCCAUAAACAUACAUGUAUUAAAUUCAGCAUUAUGAAAUACCCUGGGAAUUGCAGGCAAAGGAAUGGUUUUAAUUCAAACACUAGAAGACUCAAAACGCAGCUCUGUAUCACAUUGUGGAGAUGAAUCACUUUCAUUUGCCAGCUGUAUCCAUCUGAUUCAGAAAAGUAGAAUUAUAGUGUUCGUGUUUUAUUUUUAAAUAAAUGCAUUUCAUGGUCCUAUUUUAUUUUUUAUAUGCAUUUUGAGUAAUUAUGCAUUUUCACCUUUUGGGAAUAUGAUGAUUUCAGGCCAAAUUCCCUAUGGGAAAAGUGAUACCAGCUCUGAUAUGCAAAGCAUAUAGUAACUUUUAUCGUUCUAACUACUAAAUAACAAUGGGGAUUGUGACCUGAUAUUUGAAGAUGUAAAUACUACGAGACAUAUUACCCUAAGGGAAUAUAACAUCAUAGUCAACGUAUUUAAAAAAAAAAAGGAGAACAGUUUUAAUGUUUGGAAAAAGAAACAGCAGCGGCUGGUGGAAGAGGAUUUGAAAGCUACAGGAGCACAGUCUCGGAUCAGACCCCCGUCUGGACUCUUUUUUUUUUUUCCUGAAGAGCAAGCGGUGGGCUUUUGAAGGACGGGAAAAAUUGCUUUAAGCUGGAAGACUGUGGAGGUACCGGGGGGGUGUUAGGAUGUGUGCCUGCCCCCCAUUCUUUCAAUCGGAACCUGCUGAUAUUGUGACAAUGAGAGCAGGUCUUGUUCACUAGAUUUUCUUUUGUCUUAUAUAAAAUGGUAUACAGUUUUUAUUCUAACCACUAACUAGUUAGGAUGCCCCUUCAGGACAAGCCAAGAGUGCAUCUAUUUGUUUUGUGUUCUAUUUUGUUUUUGUUUUUUUAAUACACAUUUCCCCCCCCCCCUUCUUAAUCAAGUGUUGUGCGGAUCUCAACUUUGUAAAUAUUUGCAGGACACCCGUCCCCCCCAAAAUCAUUUGUACUUUUUAGUUAAUUGUAUUAAUGCAUAGUUCUUGGUUCAUGGGGAUUUCCCAGCAACUCUCUGACCUGUUUGGUGAAGCAGAAAUCCCUGUUCUUCCCCACUUGGGUCACAUUUUUUAAAAAAACUCACCACCAAGCUGCACAUUCUUUAUUUCUUCUGUCUGUACAUAAAGUAGUAUGGAAAAUCUAGGGAAGCAGUUACUUUUUUUAGGCUAUCAUGUCACACUCAUUUUUUAAAUUGUUUUUAAAGACUUACCCUGUAACCAAGAUGGAGUAAGAAAUAACUUGGAAAGGAAAGGUGGGGGUGGCUUUUGAUCAGGGUGACAAUGCCAUAACGGUUGAUAUUUUAAUUUUUAAUGGGAUACUGGCAAACCUGAGAGGGUCAGAGUCUGCUGUUUUUGUGUUUAUACCCUUUGUGUCCGUGUAAAAGCAGCAUAUUUCGUACUUUUGAGGCAGGCGUCUUGGGUCCGAAGACGGAUGUCCAAAUUAUGUGAAAAUGGUUCUAGGGGCUUGGACUACAUAGUUAAAAAAAUGGGAAAAAUAAUAGAACUUAGUGUAAAAUAAUUUUAUAAAUGAUCUUUUGUACCUUAGGACAUCAAAUUGUACAACUUUUGUAUAUAUAAAAGCUUAGGAACUUCCUGUGUAGCAAAAAGAACACAUUCCUACACUUUUAAUGUAUAUGUUUGUUAUAAUGUCAUGUAAACAUAUGCCCCAUGUUUGUGCCUUUUAAUUAGUUUGUCUCAAUAAACAGAACUGUAGAGAC